CAUUUCCGUACGGAUGGGCUUACCGACCGUGCCACGUGGAGCAGCUGGCAGGAGAGGGAGAGAUAAAGAGAGAUCUGAUCGUCUGAGGGAGGAGUCAGGCAGGUAGCCCUGAAGAAUCCUGUUGCAGGCAGCCAGAAGAGGCAAGAUCCGAGGGUUAGCAGCUAAGAUGAGCGGAGGACAUAGUGAUGCUGGGACGCCUUCUUCCUCAGGUAAGAUGGCAAAGUUGAAGGAGUUGUUGCACAGAAGCGAAAAUCGUAUUUGCGCUGACUGCAGUGCACCAGAUCCCAAAUGGGCGUCGGCUAAUAUUGGAGUAUUUAUAUGUCUAAAAUGUUCUGGCGUUCACAGAAGCCUUGGUACGCAUAUCUCAAAGGUCCUGUCAGUGACACUAGAUAAGUGGACUGAUGAUCAAGUUGACUCCAUGGUUGAAGCUGGCGGAAAUUCUCACGCCAAUGCAAUCUAUGAGGCCUUCCUCCCACAGGGCCACUGCAAGCCGCAUCCAGAUUCUAACCAGGAAGAGCGGCAAAAUUUCAUCAGGUCAAAAUAUGAGCUCCAAGAAUUUCUGGAGCCAAGCUUACGGAUUGUUGCUGAUCAUCCUAGUGAUGCCGGAAAACACACAGCCUCUGAUAGCUCCAAGAGUGAGAUUGGCAUGGUUGAGUUCAUCGGAAUACUGAAUGUCAAAGUCAUUGGAGGCACCAAAUUAGCUAUCAGGGAUAUGUCGAGCAGCGACCCUUAUGUCAUCUUGACACUUGGGCACCAGAGAGCACAGACUUCAGUGAUCAAAGGGAACCUGAACCCAGUAUGGAAUGAAGAACUCAAGUUCUCCGUUCCUCAGCAAUAUGGGUCUCUGAAGUUGCAAGUGUUGGACCAUGACAUGGUGUCCAAGGACGACGUGAUGGGGGAGGCUGAGAUCGACCUGCAACCAAUGAUCAACGCGGCAGCGGUGUUCGGUGACCCUGAGCUGCUGGGAGACAUGCAGAUCGGCCGGUGGCUCAAGUCGGCGGACAAUGCGCUUACAGAGGACAGCGCCGUGAUGGUCACCGGCGGCAUGGUGAAGCAGGAGGUCUCCCUGAAGCUGCAGCGCACCGAGUCCGGGGAGGUGGCACUGGAGAUGCAGUGGAUACCUCUAAACAUGUAGAGAACUCGGAUGUGUAUUCCAAACCUCUGCAAAGAUGAUUUUAGCAGAUUUUGCAUCGUAUUUUUUUGGAGACAUUUUGCUAUGGUUCACAGCAAAAGGUUGCCGUGAUUUGAUUUGAACUAUCCUGGCAGCAUCUAUUUUGAGAUAUUUCAGUAAAGACUCUGAAGAUGUUGUGGCAUGCAAGUUAAACUGUUUAAAAACAAGAUGAUUUUUGUGGAUUAUGAA
This is a messenger RNA of Brachypodium distachyon (stiff brome), 1360 nucleotides long. RefSeq names its product ADP-ribosylation factor GTPase-activating protein AGD12. Gene Ontology annotation, molecular function: GTPase activator activity; phospholipid binding. The record is from RefSeq and is a predicted model, not a curated record. The coding region runs from base 167 to 1135 and encodes 322 amino acids. Lineage: Eukaryota; Viridiplantae; Streptophyta; Magnoliopsida; Poales; Poaceae. The transcript is spliced from 9 exons.